Molecule: messenger RNA, 3190 nt
Organism: Pseudophryne corroboree (corroboree frog)
Lineage: Eukaryota; Metazoa; Chordata; Amphibia; Anura; Myobatrachidae
Gene: DDR2
Product: discoidin domain receptor tyrosine kinase 2
Exons: 17
Coding region: 449-3004 (851 amino acids)
Biological process (GO): positive regulation of kinase activity; positive regulation of neuron projection development; multicellular organism development
Cellular component (GO): signaling receptor complex; plasma membrane
Molecular function (GO): ATP binding; collagen binding; protein tyrosine kinase collagen receptor activity
Source: RefSeq, a predicted model, not a curated record
CAUGAGGCACAUUACUGACCCUCCCUGCAAACAUUUCCUUUGGAAACGGAUGACUCUGUCUUCUUCUCCUAUAGCUCUGGAUUUUGAUUUAAAGAAAGUGCUUUUAAAAUACUGUAUAUGGAAUUUUUUGUGAUGUGCUCUUGAAAUCUUCAGCUCAGAAAGGGAACAUUUUACUUUUUGUUUGAUUGUUUUGUCGAUUUCAGUUGAUUAACUUAAUAUUCAGGGAUGUGCUGUUAAAGCAUAAAGUUUGUUAUCUGAAAUGGUAAGAAGACUUCAGAAAAAACGUACUGUACUAGAAAAUGUAUGAGAGGAAACGGGAUCUCUUAUGAAGAAUUGAAGAUGUGGAAAUUUUACCAUUGACAGUACUUGGAAUCUUGCUGAAGCCGUCUAUAAAUCACGGAGACCGCAUAUUUAACAAGCAUGUUAUGUUGAUCUCACCUAUAGAAAGAUGACAGCAGAUAAGCAAAUUACCCUAAUCUUGUUAUUACUGCAAAUCUUAAACUACGUGGAAUCCCAAGUCAACCCAGCGGUCUGUCGGUACCCUUUGGGUAUGACUGGAAGACAAAUUCCAGAUGAAGACAUAACUGCAUCUAGUCAGUGGUCUGAAUCUACUGCAGCCAGAUAUGGCAGGUUGGAUCUAGAAGAAGGAGAUGGUGCUUGGUGUCCUGAGAUGCCAGUAGACCCAGAAGAAUUAACUGAGUUUCUGCAGAUUGAUUUACGAGUUCUCCAUUUCAUAACCUUGGUAGGCACUCAAGGUCGACAUGCUGGAGGACAUGGCAAUGAGUUUGCGCAGAUGUUCAAAAUAAACUACAGCCGUGAUGGCACUCGUUGGAUUUCUUGGCGAAAUCGCCAUGGCAGCCAGGUUCUUGAAGGGAAUGUCAACCCAUAUGACAUAGUAUUAAAGGAUCUUGAGCCUCCUAUAAUUGCGAGAUUUCUACGCUUUAUCCCAGUGACUGACCAUUCUAUGAAUGUAUGUUUACGAGUUGAGCUAUAUGGCUGUGUCUGGCUAGAUGGAUUGGUAUCUUACAAUGCACCAUCUGGACAACAAUUCCUUCUGCCCGAGGGACAGUUUGUUAAUUUAAAUGAUACCAUUUAUGAUGGAGCAGUUGGCUACAGCAUGACUGAAGGACUGGGCCAACUGACUGAUGGUGUUUCUGGACUUGAUGACUUCACUUUGACCCAUGAGUACCACAUGUGGCCUGGAUAUGACUAUGUAGGGUGGAGCAAUGAAAGUUUCCCCAAUGGAUAUGUGGAAUUCAUGUUUGAAUUUGACAGAAUAAGAAAUUUCACGACAAUGAAGGUACAUUGCAACAACAUGUUCUCAAAGGCUGUGAAGAUUUUCAAGGAGGUGCAAUGCUUCUUUAGAUCUGAGGCUAAUGAGUGGGAAGCCAAUUCUGUCUUAUCUGUCUUGAUACUGGAUGAUGCCAAUCCCAGUGCCCGCUAUGUCACUGUUCAACUUCAUAAUCGCAUGGCCAGGGCAAUUAAAUGCCAGUACUACUUUGCUGACUCUUGGAUGAUGUUUAGUGAGAUCACCUUCCAGUCUGAUGCUGCUAUGUACAACAAUACACUGAGUCCCCCACGGCCAGCUAGUGUUCCAACAACAUAUGAUCCCACUCUUAAAAUAGAUGACAGCAAUACACGCCUUCUGAUUGGCUGCUUAGUUGCCAUCAUAUUCAUACUGGUAGCAAUUAUUGUUAUAAUACUUUGGCGACAGUUUUGGCAGAAGAUGCUUGAGAAGGCCUCCAGACGGAUGCUGGAUGAGGAACUGACCGUCAGCCUCUCACUGCCCAGUGACUCCAAUACAUACAAUGCAAAUCGAAGACAUGAAUCUGUGUCAGCCAGCGAACAUGAAUCCAACUCCACUUAUGAUAGGAUAUUUCCACUUGGUCCAGAUUAUCAGGAGCUCACAGCCCAAGCGGUGGUAGAGGAAGAGGCUGGUAGUUCUGCAGGAAAGCUAGCUCUGCCAUCUAACGUUGAUGGCGUUCCUCACUAUGCGGAGGCAGAUAUAGUGAAUUUGCAAGGAGUGACUGGUGGUAACACAUACUCUGUUCCAGCAAUGACAAUGGACCUCCUAUCUGGAAAAGAAGUAGCAGUGGAAGAAUUUCCAAGGAAGCAUUUAACUUUCAAAGAAAAACUUGGGGAAGGUCAGUUUGGAGAGGUUCACCUUUGUGAGGCUGAGGGAGUGGAGAACUUUCUGGACAAGGAUUUGAUUCUGGACACAAGUAUUGGUCAACCAACAUUGGUGGCAGUAAAAAUGCUCCGAGCAGAUGCCAAUAAGAAUGCCAGAAAUGAUUUUCUAAAGGAGAUAAAGAUAAUGUCCAGAUUAAAGGACCCCAAUAUAAUUCGACUGUUGGCAGUGUGCAUUACAGAGGACCCAUUAUGCAUGAUUACAGAAUAUAUGGAAAAUGGAGAUCUAAAUCAGUUUCUGUCCCGUCAACAAGCAGAGAAGGAACCUCUAAGUGCCACCUCGAACAUCACUUACUCAGACCUCAGAUACAUGGCUGCACAGAUCGCUUCGGGAAUGAAGUACCUCUCUUCUCUUAAUUUUGUACAUCGAGAUCUUGCAACACGGAACUGCCUUGUUGGUAGAAAUUACACAAUUAAAAUAGCUGAUUUUGGAAUGAGUCGGAACCUCUAUAGUGGGGAUUAUUAUAGGAUUCAGGGUCGGGCUGUGCUCCCCAUUCGAUGGAUGUCAUGGGAAAGCAUCUUAAUGGGCAAAUUCACAACAGCCAGUGAUGUCUGGGCUUUUGCUGUCACCUUAUGGGAGAUGUUGACUUUUUGUCAGGAACAGCCCUAUAGCGAGAUGUCUGAUGAGCAGGUCAUUGAGAACACAGGGGAGUUUUUUCGAGACCAAGGGAAACAGGUACACCUUCCUCAGCCAGACAUCUGUCCAGACGUUGUUUACAAACUCAUGCUAAGCUGUUGGCGUAGGGAAACUAAAGACCGGCCAAGCUUCCAAGAGAUCUACCACAUUUUGCAACCAGAGCCUAAUUUAGAGGACUGAUCAAUAAAUACAGAUGAAGAAACUACUCUGUAAGAACAUAGGAAAUGUAUCCUAAAGAUAUGUUAAAUUGAACAUGCCACCAAAAUAUAUGGAUCCUUGAAAAUUCUUAAUUUUGUUCUUUUCGAAUUGAAAAUGAGCACAUAUUAACAUCUAGGGGUAAAUUUACUAAGGUGGGAGAUUUUUAGA